Molecule: messenger RNA, 1218 nt
Organism: Schistocerca nitens (vagrant locust)
Lineage: Eukaryota; Metazoa; Arthropoda; Insecta; Orthoptera; Acrididae
Product: odorant receptor Or2-like
Exons: 7
Coding region: 1-1218 (405 amino acids)
Biological process (GO): detection of chemical stimulus involved in sensory perception of smell; sensory perception of smell
Cellular component (GO): plasma membrane
Molecular function (GO): odorant binding; olfactory receptor activity
Source: RefSeq, a predicted model, not a curated record
AUGCGGACGGACGCUCGGCUGCCGCGGACGCUGCUGCGCGCCGUGGGGGCGUGGUCGCCGCGCGGCCGCCCGUGGGCCCGCCUGUACGCCGGCUACUCGGCCGCCGUCGCCGCGUCGCUGCUCGCCUUCGUGGCCAGCCAGCUGUCCGCCAUGCUGCACUUCUGGGGAGACCUGCUCAGCGUCACCACCAACGCCUGCGUCACCUUCACCUACUCCCUGGCCGUCUUCAAGCUCGUCGCCUUCCUCAGGAUGCGCCGCUCCGUCGACUGCCUCGUCGCAGACCUCGACAGGUGCAUGCAACAGUACGGGCGGCAGCUGGAGGCCGAGAAGCGGGCGGUGUUCGCGGCGUGCGCGCGCCGCGGCCUGCGCGUCUCCGGCGCUCGCCUGGCCCUGGCCGCCGUCUUCUACGUCAGCUGGGUGGCGCAGCCCGCGCUCAGGGCCCGCGCGUGCGAGACCGCCGCCUGCCGCAAGCAGGGCGGCUUCCCGGCGCUCAUCUGGCUGCCCUUCGACUACGCCGAGCAGCCGGCCUACGAGAUGGUGUACACCGUGCUGUCGCUGGGGCUCUUCUACGGCAGCCACGUGUCCACCGGCCUGGACGGAUUCUUCUGCACGCUCAUCAUCUACUUGGCGGGUCACCUGCGCUUCCUCAACAUGAUGCUCGCAAACACUUGCUCAGGCGUCGUUCGAGAGGAUGCGGCCAGCAGCUACAAGCGGAAGAAGACGGGAGCGUCACUAGACCCCGACAACCAAAUGAGGUCUCGUCUUCGAGAGUGCAUCCGCUACCACAACGACAUCGACAGGUGCGUGCAGCUCCUAAGUGGUAUGUUGGGACCCAUCCUGCUGGGACAGUUCAUCGUCAAUAUUAUCACCAUUAGCGCCACCGCUUUCAUCGCCAUAACGCUGAAAGCGGACUCUGCGUGGAUCUUCAAGUACGGCUCCUACCUGUUCGCCAUCGCAGUGCAACUGUUGCUGUACUGCUGGUUCGGAAAUGACAUCGUUACAGAGAGCGAGCGUCUGCAGGUGUCUGCGUACAGCAGUGACUGGACGGCGGCGUCGCCGCGCUUCCGCAAGGAGCUGCGGCUGCUGCUGUGCCGCGCCCACCGGCCGCUCAGGCUCACAGCCAGCAAGUUCUACACCAUCUCCAGGGAGACCUUCCUCACGCUGAUGAACGCUUCCUUCUCGUACUUCAUGGUGCUGAGGGAGUUGAACGCCGAAUAG